Bufo bufo (common toad) is the source of this 4447-nucleotide messenger RNA. RefSeq names its product HPS5 biogenesis of lysosomal organelles complex 2 subunit 2 (gene HPS5). The transcript is spliced from 23 exons. Lineage: Eukaryota; Metazoa; Chordata; Amphibia; Anura; Bufonidae. Gene Ontology annotation, biological process: developmental pigmentation. Gene Ontology annotation, cellular component: cytoplasm. Gene Ontology annotation, molecular function: protein binding. The record is from RefSeq and is a predicted model, not a curated record. The coding region runs from base 151 to 3426 and encodes 1091 amino acids.
AUUGAGAUCUCGCACGUGAUCAUCUCUAGGGUUAACUUAUGGGGGCAAAAUGGCGUGUGCAUGAAAGAGCCUUUACCGCUGUGAUUUCAUGCCUUUUCUAGUGGCGAUAGGUCAAUCCGAUCUAUGGAAAUGUGAUGUGCAGCAAAAGAUAUGAGUGUCCUGGUGCCAGAAACCCCCAGCCAUGUCCUGGCAGAAUUUGACUCCCUUGACCCUUUGCUGUCAGCCCUGCGCUUAGAUUCCAGCAGAUUGAAGUGUACAUGCCUGUCCGUGUCCAGGAGAUGGCUGGCUCUUGGGAGCUCGGGGGGAGGUUUGAACCUCAUCCAGAGGGACGGCUGGAAACAGAGGCUAUUCCUUAGCCACAAGGAGGGCGCCAUCUCCAGGGUCGCCUGCUGCCCCCACGAUGACGACUUUGUGGCUGUUGCCACCAGUCAGGGAAUCGUGGUCGUCUGGGAAUUGAACCAGGAACGUCGUGGGAAACCAGAAAGGAUCUAUGUCUCUUCUGAGCACAAGGGUCGCAAGGUGACCACCCUCUGCUGGGACUCUGCGGUACUGCGGGUGUUUGUCGGUGACCAUGUGGGCAAAGUGUCUGCCAUCAAGUUAAACUCUUCCAAGCAAGGAAAGGCUGCUUUUGUGAUGUUCCCGGUUCAGAUAAUCACCAGCGUUGACUCGCGCGUCGUGCAGUUGGAUUACACAGACGGCCGCCUGCUCAUCUCCUCCAUGACCCGCUCCUAUUUGUGUGACACUGAGAGGGAGAAGUUCUGGAAAAUUGGGAACAAGGAAAGAGAUGGGGAGUACGGGGCCUGUUUUUUCCCUGGAGGACGCAGCUCGGGGUUUCAGCAGCCACUCAUAUACUGCGCUCGUCCUGGAUCCAGGAUGUGGGAGGUGGACUAUGAAGGAGAAGUGCAAAGUACUCAUCAGUUCAAGCAGCUCCUGUCUGCAGCACCCCUGCCGAUCAUUAACAUGCGGUCGGACCCUCAGUACGAUGCUACCCCUGGUCCUCCUCAGUCUUUAGCUUUUGCUAAGCUCCUGUUCAUCAGUGAUCACAGCGUCCUGACGUGGACAGAGCGGGGGAUUUAUGUGUUCAUCCCUCAAAAUGUUCAGGUUCUGCUCUGGAGUCGAGUGAAAGGUAUCCAGGAUAUAUCCAUAUACAAGAAUGAGCUCUUCUGCCUCCACGUGGACGGGAAGAUCUCGCACCUCUCCCUGCUCCCUGUGGACAGAUGUGUGGAACGAAUAAUCAAACGCAACCUGUGGGGUUUAGCGGCCAAAGUCUGCCAAAUAUUUCCAAAUUCCAUCAUUACCAGCAAAGCCCGCAAGGCGUUACCUAUCGAUAAGCUGGAACACUUAAAGGCUCAGCUAGAUCUGGUGAUCCAACAAGACCUGAUCGCUCAGAUGGAGGAUGUUCUGUCCAGAGCGGAGCCCAUGGACUCUGCCUGCAGCAGCAGAAGGAGCAGCAUCUCGUCUCAUGAGAGCUUUAAUGUGUUGGACUGUGGGAUCUAUCGGGUGAUCAGCCGCAGGAACAGUCAGUCUGAUGAAGACUCUGGGUCGUUGCACAGUCAGACACUGUCGGAGGACGAGAGGCUGCGGGAGCUUUCUGUCCAUCCGGAUGAAGAACAGGCAGAGCUUGACACGGUUUCUCAUGCCUCUGUGAAUAUGGAGAGCGAUCGGAGCGAGCCCCUCCUACCAUUUACCAUCUCAUUACCAUUCCGCUCCACAUCACCCCUUGUGUCUCUCCAAGCAGUAAAAGAAAGUGUCUCCAGUUUUGUUCGAAAAACCACAGAGAAAAUUGGGACCCUUCAUAUGAGCCCUGAAAUCAGGAGAAAGCAGGAGCCCCCGGAAGAACGUCCCUUAGAAGUGUCUGCCGGUGGGGUGACCCAACCAGAGGAGGAGAAGUUUGAGGUGGAUGAUCUGCAGCCUCCAGAGCCCACGGCAGAAGAAAUCCUACUAGGCGAACUGAAAUCUGCAACUUUGGAGACCCUACAUAAAAGUCAAGAUCCUCAGGUGUUAUUUAACUUGGAAGCCAUGAGGAAGAUCUUAAGAGUUUGGCUUGGGCACCUGGAAAAAGCAUUAGGGUUGCGAGAUCAUCCCAACCGAUGCCCAAGCGAGUCUCCUCACGGCACCCUACAGUCAUCUGGAGAAGAAGGCGUCCUCCAUGUGGACACCACAGACGACCAAGAGAGCCUGGAGGAGAGGACCACAGUCCACCCAAAGCCACAGGAUCAUCUGGGCUUCCGACUUGAAGCCCCUUUCUUUCUAGAAGAGCCCCUACACAAGGAUGUGUCCGACCUCGCCAUGAUGUGCCUGGAGUUCAAAGCAUUUACUGAUCAGGCUCCUUCAGAGCUGGAUGCGAGUGCUUGUCACUUCAUACAGAACUACUUUUACCUCCUGGAACUUAAGAGAAUAAAACGCUGCAUUGUGCUCAAUUAUACAGAUUCCCCCGGGGUCUGGAGCACCUACAUGGAGGGGCUGAAAGAGCUGACAAGUUCAGGACCCGAGGCCCAGGCCAUAGAAAACGGGGAUCUGGUGAGGUCGAUAGAAGCGUUGAAUAAUAUGGAGCCUUGGGACAGCCCCUUGCUGCUGGCACACGUGUCCAGGAUUUAUGAAAAGUUUGGUGAAGCAGCGGCGAGGGCUCUCAUCAAGUUUUACCCGUCGGUGUUGCCCGCCGACGUCGUACGGAUCUGCGGCGACAACCCCGGACACUUCUUGGCAUAUCUGGAUAAUCUUGUCAAAUCAAAGCCUGAGGAACAGAGAUUAUCUCUGCUGCAGUCCCUUGUGCAGCCUGAAUCCUUAAAGCUGGACUGGCUCCUUCUGGCUCUUUCCCAUGAUGCACCGCACCCAUCCAACACCGUGGACCCUGAUGGAAACCCAAAGCCGCGGUCACACUUGUUCACCUGGGGAUACGGGCAGCUCAUAGCCCUAUUAAUUAAGCUGCCGUCCGACUUCACAACCAAGGAGAAGAUGUUGGAGAUUUGUAAGACAUUUGGAUAUUGGCCGGGUUAUAUCACACUUUGUUUGCAGCUGGAGAAAAGACUUGAAGCCCUGACUAACGUAGUCUGUCUCGAUGACAUGCAACUGAUUGAUGAGAAAAAUGGUUUAUUACCAGAGACAAUGGAAGAAUGGAAAUAUGUAAUGCACUUGGCCCAAAACCAUCACCAGCACAACAGCACCAUGAAUGGAGAGGCCUCAGGUGCUGGGUAUUCUGACUGGACCAAUUGCAUCACAGUGGAGAAUGUGGCGCUUCUCCUAGCAAAAGUGAUUGGUCCCGAUCGUGCACUGCCAUAUUUACAAGACUGGGGUGUGACUGAGAGAUUCUCUGACAGAUACUGCAAGAUCUGUGAUGUUAUGAGAGUGGCAGAGAAAAGACAGAGGGCUCUGAUUCAGUCUAUGCUGGAAAGAUGUGAGAGAUUUCUAUGGUCCCAGCAAGUGUAAUGACACCAGCUACAGUAACACAGUCCUGACAAUAAAUGGCAGCUGACUUUCUAAUGCUUCUUCUGGGGAUGACGUCAUGAAGCGUCCGUCUGACUGUUACUUAUAGAUGAGCAGGUUAUAUAACCCAUAUGCCAAGAGAUGCAUACUUCACUGUGCCUAUGGGGUUCACAUGGAACUAAAGACGACAUUACGGCCAAAAUGGAUCAUGUUAUCUUCAAGGCGACUGAGGAGCGGUGCAAGACACAUUGGACCCACAUUCCCUGAGCUAAUAAAUAGUAUUCAGCCGUUUCUCAUUUAUAUCAGCUUCUGGGAAAGCUGGGUCACUAGCACUAUAUAUCUUUUAGGGCUCAUGCACACGACCGUAGCCUGUUUGGCGGUCCACAAAUUGCAGAUCUGCAAAACACGGAUACCAGCUUUCUACGCCACGCAUUUUACAGAACGUCCGACCCAUAACGGAACAGUCCUAUCCCUGUCAAUAAUGUGAACAAGAAUAGUACACGUUCUAUAGUUUAGCGGGGCCACGUAACGGACAAACCGAUGCGACGGCACAAGGCCCCAUUGAAGUGUAUGGUUCUGCAUCCGACCUGCAAAAAACGUGGAUCAGAUGUGGACAAUAAAUACGUUUGUGUGCAUGAGCCCUAAUGGAGGAGGCCAGCGUUUGUUUUUCUUCCUGACACAGAGCUCCAAAUCCUCUGCUUUCCUUGGUACAGUCGGAUGAUCAAAUUUAGGCUGCCUGCAUCCACCACUAGAGGGAGCUCACUGAAGACCGGGUUGUUCUAUACAAUAAUAUAUCAAUUGUAUGCAGUAAGCUCCCCCUAUUGGUGGCUGGAGGCAGAGCGCAUCUUCGGCACCACAAGCCGGGACCUCAAGGUCCAUUCUCGUUAUUGGUACCUUUUGAAAGAAUUCUGUGUACAGAGCACAGCAAUAGGAUUUUUUAUGCAUGUGCUAAAUGUUCUUAAUGUGUCCAAUAAUAAUAAUGUGCAGUCACUGGAGGGCGUCUACGUGAACUGGCUGUGAUAUU